Molecule: messenger RNA, 777 nt
Organism: Dermacentor albipictus
Lineage: Eukaryota; Metazoa; Arthropoda; Arachnida; Ixodida; Ixodidae
Source: RefSeq, a predicted model, not a curated record
CGCUUGUUGAUCGCGAUUGAUGCUGCCAUGCCAGUUCGCAUCAGCUUGCUUGCCGCCGUGGACAUAUUGAAAGCGGCGUGGAUGGAACUCACCGCGGAGUGCAUAGAAAAUUGCUUCCGCAAGGCGGGUUUUAUGGGCCCAGGCACCGAGGACGCCAUAGAUCACCCACCGGAAGGCCGGUCGCACGAGGACUUGUGGCAACGCGUCGUUGACACGCAGCUGGCCGGACCUGACGUUGCCUGGGACGAUUUCGUUUCUGCUGAUGACGACGCCGACAUUGCCGAGCCAUGCACUGACGAAGCUAUCGUGCGUGAAGUGCGAGCCCUUCCUGACUGCCCAGAGACCGACGAGGACGAGGAUGCUGCUCUACCGCCGGUUGCUGUGAACGCUUCAACCGCGAUCGGUUACAUCGCGUCGCUUAAGGAAAUCGUGUGCAGCAGAGGCCUUGGUGAUGAACAUAUUACCGCGCUGGAAAAAUUAGAAACGGCAGUGAUGCGAUCAACUUUGAAGAAGCAGACAUGCAUCACGGACUUUUUUCAAAAAUAAAGUGAACUUUCGUCUCGCUUGCUCUUUUUUCCCGUAUUAUAGGUGGUCCACUUAGUACGAACUUUGGAUACAACGAACAAAUGCCACGUGACGAUCAAGUUCGUUAUAUGUGGGCUGGACUGUAUUCAUAUUCUUUUAGCCAAGGUAUUUCCUGGCCUCUACUGACAUUGUUCACUGUUCUAACUGAAUAACAUAACACCUGAUUUUUCAAUGCUAAAUUUCAGACCUAAA